AUGAGUUCUUUAAGUAAGAUUAGAGCUAAUGGUAGCAUUGGAGUCGUUGGAGCAGGUAUUUCAGGUCUCACGUAUGCUUACUUUGUAUCUAAAAUACGGCCAGACUUGAAAAUCACCAUUUUUGAUAAAUCUGAAAAAGUUGGUGGAUGGAUUCAAACUGCUGAAUUAUUCGAUGAUAACACUCAUGAAAUCAUAAAAUUAGAUAAGGGACCAAGAAGUUUAAGAGGUGUUAGUGAUGGGACUUUGGUAAUAUUGGACAUUUUAAAGAAAUUGGGUCAUGGGGAUCAAAUAAAAGUCAUUAACUCCAAAUCUAAAGGAAAUAGAAAGUAUUUAUUAAAUUCGAAUUAUGAAAUCAUGCCUCUCCCACAUGAUUUGAAAUCACAUUUGAAAGCUUCUAAGAUGGGUAUGUUUUCAGGAAUAAUUUCCAAAGUCUUAACUGAACCUUUUAGAAAGAUAAAGAAAGAUUCUCAAGACGAAAGUAUUGAUCUGUUCUUCAAAAGAAGAUUUGGAAGCACAAUUAUCACCGAUAAGAUACUCAGUGCUAUAAUACAUGGAAUCUAUGCUGGAGAUACGUCAAAAUUAAGUAUUAAGAUAUUUUCUAGAUUACAGAAUUUUGAGCAACAAGGCAGUAUUAUCACAUCAAUGAUCAAGCUUCUUUUCAAGCCUAAAGAAGAACCUAAAUUAACUCCAACUUUGCAGAUCUAUGAAACAAAGUUUGGUGGAGAUUUAAUGACAUUGUCAAAUAAUUUGAAAGGGAAUCCAAUGGUUGUUUUCAAGGAUUCUCUUUCGUUGUUUCCUAGAGUGAUGGCGGAUUUCUUGAAGACCAAUGGGAAUAUUAAAUUUGUUAUGGGAAGUGAUAUUUCAGCUAUUUCCACUGAUGGAACGAUUACGAAUAAUGGUGAAUCUAUAGAGUUUGAUCACGUGAGGUCAACUAUCGAUGUGAAGCAGUUGAGUAAAUUAAUUAACUCACAAGAAUUAAAAGAGGAUUUUGAAAAGAUUCAAUACGUGAGUAUAUUUAUGGCCAAUGUGUAUACCAAACAAAGGAUAAUUCCAUCAGAUGCUGAAGGUUUUGGAUUUUUAGUACCCAGAAUCUCCCACAACAAGGAGUUCUUAUUAGGUACAAUAUUUGAUUCUUCAAUCGCUAGCUAUUGUACAACUUUAGGAUCAAAUGAUGCUGAAAAGACAUCAUACGAUAAAAUGACAAUGAUGUUUGGUGGGCAUUUUUUCGAUACUAUUCCAUCAACAAGAUUAUCCUUAAAGGCGGUGGAAGUAACAUUGAAUAAGGUGUUUGGUAUCGAAAAUAAGAAUCUCAUUUUCCGUGAUGAGGCCAAUGCUUCUUCUGAUACGAUUGAAUUGAAAGAUGAAGAUAUCCUCAUAUCUUAUAAUUUGCAUAAAAACUGUAUCCCUCAAUAUAAUGUAGGAUAUGAAGAAAUCAAAACUAACGUAUUAAAUCAAUUAAAUGGUACUAAAUUAUCAUUAGGAGGGAUGUGUUUUGGUAAUGGAGUCGGAGUACCUGAUUGUGUCAUAAAUUCAUUACAAGAUGCAUUAAAGUAG
Molecule: messenger RNA, 1554 nt
Organism: Yamadazyma jaroonii
Lineage: Eukaryota; Fungi; Ascomycota; Pichiomycetes; Serinales; Debaryomycetaceae
Source: the annotation of a GenBank genome assembly